UUCAGACUCUGGGUUCUUGGGGAUUUUGAGGUCUUGCAAGCAGGUUUAUAGAGAUUAGAUUUUGGUUUGGUAUGUGUUGAAGUUUUCUGGGGGUUUUGGGAAGUUUGGGUUGUGGAAAGUUGGUGGAUCUGUUUUGCCAGGGUUUUGAAAUGUUUCUAGCGAAGGAAAUUUGCUGUCAAAAGAAAUUGAGGGGCCAAAGAAAUCCUCUCUUUUGAGUUGGGGGUCAAGUAUUGGUGAGGGGAUAUCAAAACCUGGGUAAUAAUAUGCAUUAACAAUGGUUAUUACUAUUGAUAGUAGGACUAAGAUAGCUUUCAUUAUUUUUUAUAAAACUUUCUG
Messenger RNA from Moneuplotes crassus, 336 nucleotides. The record is from the annotation of a GenBank genome assembly. NCBI's taxonomy places the organism in Eukaryota, Ciliophora, Spirotrichea, Euplotida, Euplotidae.